Molecule: messenger RNA, 7824 nt
Organism: Strongylocentrotus purpuratus (purple sea urchin)
Lineage: Eukaryota; Metazoa; Echinodermata; Echinoidea; Camarodonta; Strongylocentrotidae
Gene: noct
Product: nocturnin
Exons: 4
Coding region: 290-1477 (395 amino acids)
Molecular function (GO): 3'-5'-RNA exonuclease activity
Source: RefSeq, a predicted model, not a curated record
GGGCUGGUGAGCAUAAUUAUGAGUUUGUUGAUAACGCCAUCUUCGACGGCUUGAAUCAAGUGUGUAGGGCAGAUUGGCAAGCAGUGCUCUCUUUUUGUAGGUAGCGUAUAGCGCGCGCUAGCUAGCUCGCUUACGUCAUCACGCAGCUGUAGUAUUAGGACAAGACUUGUACUAGACCGACCGAGAUACUACCAGCCGGGUCAUUAUAUCAGUCUAGGCUAGGCCUACUAGAUCUAUAUCUGUUCUCUUGCGGAGUGAAAGGACCGAUAAAGAUCACAUUCACCUGUCUAUGGAAUACAUCAUCAAGGCAAUCAUCAGGGGGUUAGUCUUUCCGAUCUUGAGAACAUUUAGGUGGUUAUUUGGGAGCCAGAUGUCGGGCAUGCAACCAUCGGGGCCUGGCAGUCUCCAGGCUUCCACCAGGGAGCAGCUGCUCCAUCAAUGCCAGGAAGCGCCCGUCAGGAAGGUCCCUCUCCUACACAGGCAGUUCAAGCAAUUGCCCUUGGCGACGACGCGGCUGGGGAACGAUGAGCCGGAUUCUGUCGGUUGUCAGAGUAACGGAAGCGCAGCUGAUACCAAGCCUGAUGCAUUGCCGGCCAGGGAUGCUAGGGUGAGAGUGAUGGCAUGGAACAUACUGGCUGAUGCUCUGAGUAUGGGAGCAGAUAACUUCAUUAAGUGCCCCAAAGAAUCGUUACUGUGGGACAACAGGAAGUAUGCCAUCAUAGAAGAGAUUCUGACCUAUGACCCGGAUGUGGUUUGCCUACAGGAAGUGGAUCACUACGAGGACUUCUUUCUUCCCGUCCUUCAGCAAGUAGGAUACUCAGGGGCCUUUAACCCCAAACCAGACUCACCUUGCUUAGACUGUUUGGACAACAAUGGUCCAGACGGAUGUGUUGUCUUUUUCAAGACGGACUGUUUCAAGCUUGUGAAAAGUGAGCUUCCAAAUCUGGAAGUGGACUACAAUGGUAAGAAGUUUGUGUCCAAUCAGGUAGCGGUGAUGCACCAUUUGAAAUGCAUAUCGGAGAAGCUUCUGGAUGAGGAGUUCUGCAUAGCAACCACUCACCUGAAGGCCAAGCAUGGUUACGAGACGAUGCGGGCCAAGCAGGGGCAGCAUCUCAUCGAGGUCCUCAAGAAGUGCUCCAAGAAUCUACCUCUCAUCGUCGGCGGUGACUUCAAUGCAGAACCCACUGAAGAUGUCUAUAGCGUGUAUGAGACCAGCGAUCUCAACCUAGCCAGCGCCUACAAGAAACUAAGUGAGGAUGGAAUGCAGGAGCCGCCAUAUACAACGUGGAAGAUCCGUCCAAGAAGAGAAGAAUGCCACACUAUAGACUACAUGUGGUACACGCAAGAGCACCUAGAGCCGGUGGCCCUCUUGAGGUUUCCUGGAGAGAAGGAAAUUGGUUCUGAGAGAUUGCCGUCCUGGAGUUAUCCAUCCGAUCAUCUGUCGUUGGUGUGUGACUUUGUUUUCAAGGGGACUUGAGUAUGUCUGUGUGCAAUGAUGUAACCAAAACCCAUCCAUGCCACCAAAGUUUAAAUUACCUGUGCUUUUUUUUGUUGUUAAUGUUUGCUGUAGAAAGCACCCAAAAUCAUUCCUCACCAUCGUGCCAAUCACAGAUAUAUUAAUAAAAAUGUCAUUUAUCAAAGAUGUUUUAUUGGAUGAGAGAUUCCAACUGCACUGCCUUGAAUAAUAAUUGCAAUGGCUGCUUAAUAGUUGCAUAGUAAUGACUAAGUGCUUCAGAUAUUUAUAUAAUGUAUAUAUAUAUAUAUAUAUGCAACAAUAUUUAUACAACCAUUCUUCUUGUGAAGUGAAGCCAGCUGCUAUCUUUAUAGUAAACAUGAGUUGUAGAGCACAUUUUGUGCAUUCAUUCAUAUGUCAUUAUUUAUGAUGGAAAUAUAGUUUUUGCAUUUUCCUUUUGUAUACUUAUGCCAAACAAUAUUGGCUUAGUAAAUGGAAUGUAUAAAAGCAGUGCAUUUCCCUUGUAAAAUUCAACAAAUAUUAAUGAUACCGUUUUAAAUUUUACCUGACAGCUAAGAAAGCAACUUUCAAUUGUACGUACAUUUAGUAGAUUACUGGUAGUAAACAGCGUACAAAAGGCAUAAAGUCGAUGAGACUUAACAGCUAUUGCAAGACCACUGUACAGUAACCUAUAACAGAAUUAGUUCCCUAGAUGUUACUCUACUUAAGGUAGUGUUUGUGUGUACUGUACACUGUACACAUUGUAAUUGCAAUAUGUCACUACUUGAUUCAAGCAUUGUUUUGUUGGUGCUUUUUGGGGACUUGGGAAAGAGAUUUGUUUAAGCUCUGUGGUUAAAUGGUUUGAUUGUUUCAGAAAUACAUUUUUUGUGUGGCGUUGACCUGUUUUAUAUUUGUUUAUUUUGAAAGCAGGAAAGAAAGAUACAUAACUGUAGCUUAUUGAAUGCUAAAACAAAGAAAUUCUUUGGAAAUGCAUGGUAAAUAUUCCACAAUGAUUCCCCAACAUUCGUAAUGAGUUAUUCUGUGUUGUGUGAAAUACAGGGCGUACUAUUAAUAAACAGUUUACCCAACUUUGGUAGCUCCUAAUUGAAAAGUUGUAACCAAUAUGACUGUGGACUUGCUUUCAUGAUGAAAAAUAACUUAUUUUUUGUCCAAUGAUACCCUAUUUAUGCCACGGUUCAAUGAGCUCCAGGGUCUUUAAAAGACUAAAAGUGUUGUCAAAAUCACCUUGUUCCAAGUUUGGGCUUAAGGAACCAAUGUGGGUCAGGCCAUACAUGCAUGUGCUUCUUUGUUUUUAUAUCUUUUUAAAAGGUUGUAUUGUGCCUCAUGCUUCAGUGCUUCAUUGUUUAAAAUGAUGCAACGAUACUAGGCUGUCAUUGAACCUUAUUUCAAUCCAUAGGAUAAUCUUUAAUAAACAGCCUACUAACUUCUUGCUUCAUGAUAUCUAAGUUCUCUCUGCUCACUUGUCCACUGCACCAUUUCACACGCGUAAGGAGCAUAAGGUGUUUAUCUUGAAUAGCGAGGUUACUAAACCCAAAUGCAAGAAAGAACAUUUAUUAUGAUAAACAUCAAAUAAAUUGACAGCAAAAACGAUAACAUCCCAGAUAAAUUGUAUUCAUUUUGUAUCACUCAAUGAGAAGGUUACAUUGAACAAGGGACGUGAAAUUGCGAAUAAAGGCAAGAUUGUAAUCAUCAUGACGAAGAGGAUGUCAUAAAUUUUGCUUGUAAUAAGAAUUUCUUUGAGUUUGAAUUGAUGUUAGCACUUUUUUUUCAGCUGCCUAAUAGUCAUUGUAAAUAAAGGAGCAAUUCUUUAAAAAUGAGAUAACACACACAUACCGGUAAUGGCUUUUGACCCACAUUCAUUGCUUCAGCCCAAACUUGGUACAAGAGGAUUUUGACAAUAAUUUUUGAAAAUCCUGCUGUUCAGUCAUCCUUGGCAGCACAAUUUUGAAAAUGGUAUCAUUAGACAGGGCAUUAGUUCUUCUUUACAGUAACAUGAUUCAUGAUUUUUUUUAAAAUCGCACUGUGUAACAUGGUUCUUAUUCAAUUUGGGUGCGGAUGUAAAUAAUGUUUGUGAUACAAUUCUGUAUUCUUUAGUAUGUACAUGAAUGUUUAUUGUUUUUAGAGGAAGCUCAUACAUGUCAGUAAGUGGAAAUUCAUCUUUUUGCUUCACUUUUCCUCAUCAUUAAUGACCGUCUUUCUUGAUUGAUUCUUAAAGAAUUUCUUCUUUGAUUUUAAAUUGUAUAUGGGAACCAAAUAUUUGAUUUAUUUGUGUGAUACAUAUAUGUGCAUGGACUCAUAGAGCAUGGAAAGAUGAUGUGGGUGUUUAUCCUGUCCAAUCGUCAUUUCCUAAAUUAAUUUUUCAGACUAUCUUCGUGAUAGUUUAUUUCAAAUUGAAAAUGUAAACUAAGAGGUUUAUCGUAUUGUUACGUUAAUUUUUUUAUUUCAAAUGAUAUUAAACUUUCUAUACCGGUAAUUGUUAUUUUCAUGUCUUGACCGAUUAUAAGUAAAUGUUAGUAGAAGGAUAUAUAAAAAAAACUUUGAAACCAGAAACUUGAAAAUGAUGUUGAGAAAUAGAUUGUAGGCCUGAUAAUUACCUGAUUAAAAAAAAAAUCUUUUUUUUUUCUUCCCGAUUUUUCCCCUAUUUUUUCCCCAAUUUUCUUACUCAAGGGGAGGUGGUUGAGAAAAGAAAAGAAAAAACUCAAUAUCACCCAUGACAUUGUUUUUUAAUACGUAUAUUCUUUAAUGGCUUACAAUACUUUGAUUUCAGCAAAUUUUUUGCUGAUGUUUUUUAAAAACAGGCAUCAUGAUUAUGAAGGAAAUUAAGUUUGUGUACAUUUUUUAUCUAUCUUGACCGUUGAUUGGACCCAUUAGGAGAAUGGUGUUGGUGCAGAAUGGCAUGAGCACAAAACAAUUGAUGAGUGCUUGAUGAUACCACCAAGCUUCUCCCUGAAGACAGACCCGCAUGGUUGGUAUUCAUAAUAAGAUCCAUAGGUACAUUUGUGGAGCAUGAAUAUUGAGCAUGAAAAUUAACUCCCCUUUCUUAUUAUUCUUCUAAGAGAAAAGUCUUAGCAAAAAUGUGUAAUCUAAAAAAAAACAUUACGGGCUGAAAAUAUUGCUCUAAAAGUUAGUGAAUAUUCUUAAAAGUUUAUCUAAUAAAAAGUGUUAAAUAGCUCGUUGUAUUCUAGUACAAUGGAGAUAUCUCAGAUAAGAAAAAGUUUUACCCUAUAUUUCAGCAUACUACUGAGGAUGGUUAAAUAUCUUGCUGGGCUGUGCACUAUCAGUUGGCCUAUAUCCACAAAAGCUACGCAUGCUUGUAUACCAAAGAUCUAACAUUUACUGAUAUGCAUGGAUGCCAUAGCACUGCUUAUAAAUUAUGAAUUAACUUUUGCUAAGAAGUUAUUUCUUGGUCCUUAGAAUUAAGAUUUGGUGACAGAGAAUGAUGCAUCAUCGGCAUACUGUUAGAUGAGACAAAACUUGUUUAUGAGUGUGAUGUUGAAUCUAGUUGUUUUAUUAUGUCUAGAACAGUUGUAGGUCUGAUGUUAACUUCAUGGUCCAUGGAGAAGAGGAAGGUAAAUGAUGAGAAUGUGUGACCAAAGAAGCUGUACAAAACUGUAAAGCCUGAAGAAAGUUUGUCCACAGAGUCACCAUGCAGUAUUCAAGGAUGACUCAACGGCACCUAAAAACCAUGUGUGUGUUUCCACGGCUGAAGGGUCAAUUACAUAUAGGUACACAUUUAUGUUCUCGUACUGUUUCCAUAAUACAAAUACUUUGAUGAGGCUGUCUUUUCAUGAUUAGGGGACAUGAAAACUAGUAAAGAACUGAUUGGAGUCAUACUCAGGAAUAUCUACUGUAAUAUGCAUUAUGUGAAUGAUUCUGAAGGUAUUUAGUAUUCUGUGUCCGAUAUGUUAUGAAGUAUUAUGACAUAAUGAGCUCUAAAAUUUCCUAUAUGUGGUUGGAUACAAGCUCUCUGAUGACUAUCAAAUCAAUACAUUCACCAUGCAUACACUGAAAAUCAUUGAUGUAGUUUGUAUCUGACAAACCUUGGAGUUGCCUUUUUCCUUUUUAUGAAUAAAAUAUGAGUUACAUGUAAUUAACACUUCAUUGUUACUGCAGUACAUCCUACUGAGGUAAAUACAUGUAAGCAAAAUAUCCUUCAUUUACAUUUUGUUCUAAAUGAUUCAUUGCUGAAAAUGCUAAUAUUACAUCGGAAUAUUAGUUUAAUAUUCUUUUCAUUUAAAUGAUAACAAUUAUGGUAUAUUUUAGUAUAUAUCAGACCAGUGAAAAAUAUUUUGUGGUUAAUAUAGGCACUAUCUUUUGAGCGUUGAUUUUUUAAUUUUAAUUACCUGUAUUUUUUAUUAUUAUUAUUAUUUUUUUUUUUUUGGGGGGGGGGGGGAUAUGUGAUAAUAGAAGUAUGAUUGGAUAAAUGACAAUAUUCAGUUUUAGAGCAUUAUUGCUGCUUGCUGUAUUUGUAAAUUCAUUAAAAGAUUUAAACUUCAACUUAUAUGUUACAAAGUGUAGUUCAGAGCCACGUCUUAUAAACAGUUGCAAUUAAUUGCAACUUAUUUGUGAUUGAUAUCAAUUGAAACAAUGCACAUAAGAGAUAGGUGACUGCAAAUUUGCGAUAGAUUAAAAUUUAUUGCAAUUGUUUAUAAGACCGGGCCCUGGUUGUGGUUAAGAGUCGUAUGGUCAUACCACUCUUGUUUAUCACAAAUGAUAUAUCAACGGGUAAAUAAGGAUGUUAGGUUCCUGUACAUAUACAAUUGAUGUAGUAUUACACGACAGCAGAAGUAAAGUUUAUAUUUAUUAUGUGAUAGAUUCAUAGUUUUGUCAAGCAAGUUGUACAUAAUUAUAUAUGUGAUAAACAUUGAAUAGAAACCAUCAGUUUGAAUGUAUUUGUGGAAAUAUGUAUAUUUUUAGAUGUGUAUAAAGUGACAACAUAUACCCGUCAAAGAAAUAUUUGCACCCAACGUUCAGUGCCAUGUGCCUUCCCUGUAUUUCAUAUUGAUAAUAUGAGUCUUGGAAUCAACCCCACCAAGGCAAGCAGUGCUGCUGCCUUUCCUGGCCUUUAUUAGCAACAAUUUUAUACAAGGACCCAUUUUGACAUUAGCUUCUCUGCUUUUGAUAUGUAAUGCAGGGUUUAGCGGAUUAUGGUUAAAAUUAUAUUGGCGGUUACAAGGUUUUUGUUAAGACUUUGCUUAUGUUCCGUCAUGUUAUAAUAUCUAAUAUUGUCUGCUUAGAGCAUUAAAUCUGUGGAAAAGUAGCAAUUUUCCAUCUGGCUCUCAGUAUAUGAUACCUAUAUACUGUUUAUUGAGGAUGUGUAAGCCAGAGAUUGGUUUGUCAGACUUUGCAAAGGGUAGCUUUUUCACAGACAACAGAUAAUUCAUAAAAAGUGUACCGGUAUUCAUAAGUAUGAGACAAUGUUGGCCUAAAUCUUGGAAGUUUUGGCCACCCCAUAUUGGUGUUGAAACCUUAUAGCAAGGUCUGUGAAAAUGAAGGACAAGAACAAGCUACUCCAGCUUUCAAGAUAAAACAAAAACAAAGUAUGUUCAUAUAUUUACAAUUCACAGAAGGUAAAUAUAGCCUUUUUAGGGGAAAUUUAGUAUUUGUUGGAACAUGUAGUCGAUUUCAGAUUUUGUGAAACCUUUCUCUGUACCAGUCACCUGCAAACCUUUUGCUCUGUAUGUCAAGAGUCCAUGUUGCUAUACUAUACUCCAGAUAGGAGCAUCAAAUAUGACUUCUAUAAUGUGAUAUUGCAAGUUACUUUAAGUACACUAGUCAACUAACCUGUACAAGCUCGCCUAGAAUGGGCUGCAUGGAACCCAAAUCUGACUGGGGUUAUUGCAUCCAAUUAAGCCGGCUGUUACACAUUGUUGCAUGUGUGAUGGUGGUAUAAUAAUGCAGAGAUAACCCUGUCUGGCUUCUUGCUCUUGUAUCUACAAAUGUAGCUUCAUACCAUAGCAGAGGUACAAUACAAAAAUUAUUUAAAAAAAAAAAGUCUGACUGGGGUUCCGUUUUAUGUUAUCCUUUUAAUAUUUUCUUGUGGUUGCUUUUAUACAUUCUAAGGCUGCACAAAUAAUUUUUUCUAGGUGAUUGGUACAUUUUAAAACCAGACAUUCCUGUCCCUGGACAGCUGAUUUAAUAACACAGUCAUACUUCUGAAUACUGACUAUACAGUCUCCUUCUUUCGACUGCUGCUUAAAUGUGUGCUAAUCGAUAAUAAAUGAACUAAGGAUGCAAAUUGUGCAAAAUGUGUAGGAGUUUCACACCACACUAUGUGAGAAUAUUUAUUGGAAGUAGAUUGUUUUUGUCAACUCUGUAUUUUGAAGUGGAAUAAAGUAUAUGUAGAAUAU